Messenger RNA from Arachis ipaensis, 1276 nucleotides. RefSeq names its product Ribosomal protein L21 (gene NFD1). Gene Ontology annotation, cellular component: ribosome. Gene Ontology annotation, biological process: translation. The record is from RefSeq and is a predicted model, not a curated record. Gene Ontology annotation, molecular function: RNA binding; structural constituent of ribosome. NCBI's taxonomy places the organism in Eukaryota, Viridiplantae, Streptophyta, Magnoliopsida, Fabales, Fabaceae.
CUCCAAAAACCUAACUUUCCUUCGCUUCUGCAAGUACUGCUUCAUCGUCCAUGGCGAGCAGGAGGAGGUGUCUCCAAGCUUUAGCUUUAACGCGCCAAGCUGCAAACCUUGCCCUCAAUAACCCCUCAUCGAUCUCAUUUCCAAACCCACAUCUCAAUUCUAACCUCUCGCCAACUUUUCUUCCCAUUUUCACCCAAUCACUAUCUCGUUCUCUUCCGCAAUGGCACCAUCCGCGGUUUUUCUCUUCUUCUGGUAAAGAGGACGAUCGCGCGAGCAAGGACGAUAGUGGCGUGGAAGAAGAUGAGGAUGAAGACGAUUACGAUGAUGAUGAAGUUGAUUAUGAGAGCGAAAGUGGGGAAGAUGAGAGUGGUUUGAGGUCAGGUGGGAAAAGAGUGUACACGCCGGAGGAGAAGGAAGCGGAAGCGGCGAAUAUCGGGUACAAAGUGGUUGGGCCACUCACCAAGGGUGAUGAUGUUUUCAAGCCCUACGAACCUGUUUUCGCUGUUGUUCAGAUUGGUUCGCACCAGUUUAAAGUGAGCAUUGGGGACGCCAUUUUCACUGAAAGAUUGAAAUUUUGUGAAGUGAAUGAUAAGCUGACUCUGAACAAAGUUUUGUUGCUUGGAUCCCCUAGUCAGACAAUCAUUGGCAGACCCAUAGUGCCAGAUGCAGGUGUUCAUGCUGUUGUUGAGGAGCAUGCAUUAGAUGCAAAAGUUCUUAUCUUCAAGAAAAAGAGAAGAAAGAAUUACCGAAGAACCAAAGGGCAUCGCCAGGAGUUGACCAAGUUAAGGAUAACUGAUAUUCAAGGAAUCGAGAAACCUGAAAAUGUCCCAGCUUCAAAGCCUUCAAAGGCUGCUAAAAAGGAACAGGAAAAGGUUGCUGCUACUGCUUAAUAAGGAUGUGUCCCCUUGGCUGUUUACAAUAGUUGCUAUCUUAGGUUCGACAGUUGGAUGCCAUGUAAUGAGCAUGAUUUUGUUCUUGAGGCACCAUCUACAUCUGGAAAUUCAUUUUAGGUGGACAUUGUCGAUGACCCAAUGAGUUGGCAAGUUUUGUAGGGAUUUGUCACACAAUUCUUUUCCCCCCUUGUAAUUUUAUAUUUAGUGGUGCAAAAUUUGAUCACAAAAUCCAUUGAUUCUUAAACAGGCUAAGUUCUAAACAAAUUAUGUAUUCACUUCUUUACUUCGUUGUUAGUUAACAGCAUGACACUUGAUUGUACCAAUUUCUGACACGAAUAAAAUAGUCUCGGAACUUAAGCUUUCUCGUCCUGUUCUGACCUUCU